Messenger RNA from Gopherus flavomarginatus (Mexican gopher tortoise), 6290 nucleotides. It is a transcript of the gene CARMIL2, whose product is annotated as capping protein regulator and myosin 1 linker 2. The coding region runs from base 58 to 4524 and encodes 1488 amino acids. Gene Ontology annotation, cellular component: lamellipodium; plasma membrane. The transcript has 40 exons. The record is from RefSeq and is a predicted model, not a curated record. Gene Ontology annotation, molecular function: protein binding. Gene Ontology annotation, biological process: cell migration; regulation of Arp2/3 complex-mediated actin nucleation. Lineage: Eukaryota; Metazoa; Chordata; Testudines; Testudinidae.
GAUGCUGCUCUGGUAGCCCGUGCUGCUACCUUGGCCAGUGUCCCAGGAGCCCCAGAGAUGGCUUUUUCCCCGAGAGGGAUCCCAUGCCACCUGCAAGACAGCAUCACCGCCUUGCUGGGGUCAAAGGAAAUCAUCCUGGUGAAGCCUAUCCAGCUGCAGGUCAAAUCCAAGUAUGAAGAUGACAUCUUGGUUUUAACCCCCUGGAGGGCAUAUGUGCUGCAGGUGAUGCUCCCGGUCAGGGUGUGGAGCAGCUUCAGCUUCCUGGAGGUGAAAGAAAUCACGAUCCAGGAGCCCAGCCUGGUUGUCAUAGAUACAGAUACAGCCUCUUACGCCUUCCAGUUCGUGUCACUAUACGACUUGGAGCAGGUGGUCAGCCAUAUCACCAUGUCGCUUAAGAAGGUCUUUCCAGACUCUUCCCCCGGAAAACUGCUCAAAAACUAUCCCUCCAGUUUGUUCGAGAGAAUUCAAAGAAUAACAGACUCCCUGAAGGAAAUGCUGCAGAAUAACCAAGGACCGUGUGGUGGGUUUUCGGAGACAUAUGCUGCUUUAUGUGACUACAACGGCUUCACCUUCAGAGAGGAGAUCCAGUGGGAUGUGGACAAUAUCUACCACAGCCAAGACUGCCGAGAGUUCAACCUGUUGGACUUCGCUCACCUAGAGAGCAGAGACGUAGCCCUUAGCAUCACGGCGCUGUCGUUUAACCUGUGGUUCACCAAGCUGUACUGUAAGGACUUCAGGCUGAAUCUGGAGAUUUCUGAACAGCUUCUGUACAUGCUCAGCAAAUCGGUGAAACUGGAGGAGCUGGUGCUGGAAAACACCGGGUUAAAAUUUGAAUUUGCCCAGAGGAUGGCCCAGGCGUUAAGAGGAAACCCGGACUCGGCUCUAAGCGCCAUCAGCCUGGCUGGCAACCAGCUGGAGGACAAAGGGAUAACUGCAUUCAGCCAGCACAUCGAGAAAUGCACCAAGGGCCUGCGCAGCCUGAACUUCUCUAGGACCUCGCUGACCUCCAAAGGAGCAAGCACUUUAUGCCAGUCCCUUGCAUCUAAUGGAAUCUUCAGCACCUCACUUCAGCACCUGGAUCUCUCGGGGAAUCCUGGCGUCCUUGCCACGGACGAUGCCAGCAGCUUGCACAGCUUCCUCAGCCACGCAAACUCGGUGUCUCACCUUAACCUGGCUGGCACAGACUGUGCUUUGGAUGCACUGUUCGGAGCAUUGGCCAUCGGCUGCUGUGCCAAUCUCGCCCACCUGGAUGUCUCCAAGAACGUGUACUCGCACAGAAAGCCGAGAGAUGUCCCUCCGGCCAUCAAACUGUUCUUCAGCAAAGCGGCUGCCCUCCGAUACGUCAGCCUGGCGUGUAUCAAGCUACCGCCAGAGGCUGUAAGGGCCUUGCUGCAGGGGUUAGCAUAUAACUCUCAGAUCAGUGACCUGCACCUGGACCUCAGUAGCUGCGAGUUGCGAUCGGCAGGUGCCCAGGUGAUCCAAGAUCUGAUUUUUGAUGCCAAUGCAAUUAGCAAUUUGGAUUUAUCAGACAAUGGCUUUGAUGCUGACAUGGUCACGUUGGUGCUGGCGAUAGGCCGAAGCAAAUCCAUUAGGCAUGUCUCCUUAGGAAAGAAUUUUAACAUCAAAUCCAAGGACAAUCUGGCUGACGUUCUCCACCGGAUUGUUCAGCUCACGCAGGAAGAUGACUGCCCUCUUCAAUCCCUGUCCGUGGCCGAAUCGCGACUGAAAUUGGGAACCAAUGUCCUCCUGAAUGCACUGGGAAGUAACACCAGCCUCAGCACGCUGGACAUCAGUGGGAACGCCAUUGGCGACACUGGAGCCAAGAUGCUGGCCAAAGCCUUGCAGAUCAACACAAAACUCAGGACAGUAAUUUGGGACAGAAACAACACCACGGCCCAUGGAUUCCUUGAUGUUGCCCGUGCUUUGGAAAGGAAUUACACCCUGCGCUCCAUGCCUUUGCCAAUGAGCGACGUGACUCAGGCUUAUCGGAGCAAUCCGGAGAAGACGGAGGAGGCUGUCCACAAGAUGCAGUCUUUCCUGGCGAGGAAUCAGAUGCGGCGGACCCUGCCUAAGCAAACCUUCCGGCUGCAGCAGGGAAUCAUCACCAGCUCCUCAGAACAGAUGGUGAAUGAGAUGUGCACCAGCCUACAGAAGCAUGUCGAUGCCCUGAGUGCCCGUCUGGGCCGAGAGGUGGAAGCCAGUGUCCUCUGUGCAGAAGAAGCCAUUCGGGAAGCAAACCUGUCCAUCAGCCUUUUGCCACUCCUAUACGAGACCGGGAACGCCCCGUACCAGAACUGCCAGCUGCAGCACAAGCUGGAAUGCCUCACUGAAGCAGCCUCACAGGCCUGCAGCCGGGAGAUCCAGGCUAUUAUGCAGGCCGUGCUGGAUACCACCCAGAAUCUGUGUCCAACAGUUCUGCAGAAGAGUGGCGUUCGGGACCGGCUGGUCCACACGAUCUCUGAGCGAAUCAUCCUUCAGGACCAUCUCCACCUGAGCACCGUCCUGGACCAGCUGGUCACCGAUGUGUUCAGCAAGCUGACCGAAAUCAGGCUGUCUGUCAUUGCGGCCGUGGCCGACGGGCUGAUCGACGAGGUGCUGGAGGACCUGACAAGUGCUCGGUGCCGGCUGGCAGAAAAUCUCCCCAAGCAAACUCCGGAUCUUCAUAUGCUACCGACAGACAAUACUGAGGAGGAGGAUUUUCUGCUAAAGAAGAGCAGGAAUCUGCUGGAUGUUGCUGAGCAAAGCUUUGCAGCUGAGGAGUAUAAGACGGCUCUGAGAAGGAAAAACAAGCACUUCAGGAGCAUCCGGCCCACGCCCACCAUGAGAAGUCCGUCGGAGCUCGAUCUUCAGGCAGAGGCAGAAGAUAACGAGAUUGGAGCUCACCAGGCUCUGCUGUCAGUCAGCUGUGCCUCUCUGAAGUCACGCCCUGCCUCCACAAAGGAUGCUGAGCCUGGAAGCAGUUUGCUUCCUUUCCCAGAGCCUGCACCCACACAAUCCCUUAUGGACCUGCCAACUGAGGGAGAGAAACUGGAGCAUUACACCCGAGCUAGGCCCCGGCCCAACCGCAGGAACAGGCAGCCUCCAAGCAAGCCACAUGUCCAGCCUGCCCCGUCGGAGAAUGACGAGGACAGAAGCAUUACUUGCGUGGACGAAGGGCUAGAGGAGUUCUUUACCAAGAAGCUGAUCCAAGAGGAACUGCCCCCAGCCCCCCGGGGGAUCUCUUCUGGCUCAACCCCACUCACGCCGUCUGGCACCCGGACUUUCAAAAAGAAAAUAGGAAACUUCUUUGCGUUCAAGAAGCCGAAGUCCAGCCGGGGCUGGAAGUGCGAGAAGGAGCCGGAGGGCAGCCCCUCGGCAGCUAAGGGCAGGAAGUCCACGCGCGGUGACAUUUCUAAGCCUCCCAGUAAGGCAGAGGAGCCUGGGAAGGCACUGAGCAAAUCCGAAGAGGGUGGGCUUGCCGUGGAGCCCAGGGCCAAUGCAGAGCCCAGCCAGACCCCCGAUGCUGCCCACAGGCUCAGGCCCAAGUACGCCCGAGAGGGCAAGUCGCAGUCACUCAUACUCCUGUCUGGCGAGGACGAAGAGGCCUUAGGAGUGAAACAUGAAAAGAGGCGGCACCUUGAGAAGAGCGAUGGGGAGAUCCCCAGCUCCUUUGAGCAGCGCGUCCAUGUUAUGCUGCACCGGAUCGGGGUCACCAAAGUCCUGUCCUCCGAGGGGAAGAAGAAGCAGAGUAAAGAAGGAGAGAUCAAAAAAGCUGGUUCAGAUGGAGACAUCAUGGACAGCGCAGCCGGCUCCCCUCCCCUUGUCUUGAAAUCUCGCACACACUCUGUGUCCACAGACCCGUCCGCGCGAAGCGGCCCUGCCGAUGCAGUGGGCCAAGCUGCGGCCGAGCCCAGCGACGUGCGGCUCUCCUGGAAGGCCCUGGGGAAGCAGCUGAAUGCCGAGCUCAAGGGCAAGUGUUCUGAACUCCAUUCUUCCCCCAGGCGCUCCUUUGUCGUUCAAGAGCAGAGCAGCUCCACAGAGCAGCAGGUCCGAGAGAGCUGGAGCAGCAGCUUGCCCAGGCCUGGGAGGAGCACGCCUACCCCUGUGCCAAGGAGAAUUAGCAACGCAGGCGCUAGCAGGGACAGCAUAGAUGCAAUCGCUGCAGACAAUUGUGUGAAACCCAAGCCUCGUCUGAAAAACGUGGCCACCAGGCGUGCCAUUUCCGUUCACGAAGAACAGCUCAGGGAGCAGGGCUGCACGGCCGCUCUGGAGAGUGUAAAAAUCCCCCUUCGCCUGCAGCGCUCGCCAGUCCUGAAACGGAAGCCGAAGCCCAACUCCGUGGUGGACGUGGCAGGGAGCAGCACGCCCAGCGCCCCAGCAGCACUGCAGGACACACUGCCACAGGACGAGCACGGGGCCACAGCCGAACUGCAGGGGGAGCAGCCGCAAGCCAUGGAACCACGAGUUGAAAAUGCACCGAACAGCCAUACACCAAAGAGCAGCGGCUCCAGGCCUGCCAGCAGCCCCCCAGGGACAAUGAGUUAGUGGGGGCUGCGGCCCGCUGUCCUUUCCAAUAAAACACUGCGACCGAGGGGAAGCUGAAGGGUUAUGAUUUGCAACAGCAGCUCAAGCACCCGUGCAGUGUAGGGCACCAUGGUACAAGCCACGGGCAGAUGGAGGAGGCGGCCCCCAGCCUGUUCCCACUCCCUUCGCUGCUCCCAGGUGUAGAACAUUAGGGCUUCCUCUGGAAACGGGGACAGAGCAGGGCCUGCUAACACUUCCUGAACCAUCUACGAGAGGACCCCCUUUCCAGCUCCCACUACCCUCCGGUGGUCUCAUACUGCGCCCAGCUGGCUUUACACAAGCUCCAGCUGGCUAAAACCGAGCUGCCAAAAGCCAGUAGCUGAGUUUGCCACCAGCCUAAGCUUUUCCUGGAGCACGUGGCUCUUCGGAUGCAUGCACAGCUAUUAAGUAUGCAGCAAUAGCAGGUGUGGGCCAGUGGUUCGGGCCAAUGGCUUGGGUGUUUGCCAUACAUGGGGACUUGCCUUGCGUUGUACAGCCCCGGAGCAACAGGGCUGCACAAUGCUGAAUUAGGUGAUUUGCAGGGAGGGUGUGGCACUCGCAUCCAAACCUACUCAGUACAGAACAAUCUGCCUCUUCUGGGGGCCAGAAGGGUUGUUCCCCUCCAACCAUUAGUCUGGGUGCAGGCCCUCGGCUUGGUUCAACCUGUCUGCACGAUCCUGUCGUUCUUACUCAAGCAGAUCCUCCGGUGCCAGCAACAGGAGUUUGGGCUGAAGGCACAGGCCUCGUGCUCUGUGCACGCUGGCCCUGCGUUCUGCGCUGCUCCACCGUGGCAGACUGGAAAGUCUGUGGCACCACUCAGUUGAAAAAACAAAUCUGGAGGGUUUGAUUAAAAUGGGAACAUGACUAAUCGAAGCAGUGUAGCUCCCUGUGGUGUUGCUCCUGCUGGUGCAUUUAUUUCAGGCUGCCCCAUCAUUUCAGUGUGCUGCAGAACUGGGUACUGAAACUGAGCAACUGCUGGGAAGCCAGCAGCAGGUUUAAGGCAGCUGGACAAGGCGUGGGGGUGGGGGUUGAUAUGCACAGGAACUCUGUGUUUGCUAAGGUGAGCUGCUGGGAGGCUUUGAUGUCAUCAAGCUGCUGUGAAGAAUGGAGCUGUUCAGACCUGUCGUGCUCCUGGUUCAGGCUGGCUGCAGCCUUUAUGGGUCAGUCACAUUUGGGUCUUGGGUGAGGUUUUUGUCACUAAAUAGUUUCUAGCCCUUGUGCUAAUGUAAUUGAAAGAAAGUCUGGAGCAAAAUUCUGCAGUAAAAAUACAAGUGAUUCCGUCCCCAGGCUCACAGCUGAAGGCAGUGGUCCCCAAACUUUUUACAUCACUCCCCUGCUCCCCAUCCAUGUGGUCCCCCAAGCCAUGGUCCGAGCUGGGGGUGGCAAUCAGGGCUGCUGCCAGGUCCAGCGGUGCAGCCGGGCUGGGAGCCAGGGGCUGAGACCAGAGCUACAGCUAGGGGUGGGGGUGGGGCAUUCCCUCUCUGCUUCCCCCCCACCCCACAAGCGUUCCUCCACACCUCCCCCUCCCCUAGUUUGGGAACCACUAUCCUAAGGCAACAAAACUUCCCUUAGCCCUGCUAUUUACCAUCCACAACUGUCCCUACUCCUCUGACAGACAAUACCUGACCGUAGCUCAACUAGGCCCACAUAAAGAAGAGUGAAGGGCAUCAUCUCUGUAUUCUUUGGUUCUCCUUCCAGAUCGGCAGCAUGCCCCCUGCCGCACCUGACGUUUGCGAGGGGGGAUGAGG